Molecule: messenger RNA, 4025 nt
Organism: Acanthopagrus latus (yellowfin seabream)
Lineage: Eukaryota; Metazoa; Chordata; Actinopteri; Spariformes; Sparidae
Gene: ubox5
Product: U-box domain containing 5
Exons: 7
Coding region: 155-2092 (645 amino acids)
Biological process (GO): protein polyubiquitination
Cellular component (GO): nucleus
Molecular function (GO): ubiquitin-ubiquitin ligase activity; ubiquitin protein ligase binding
Source: RefSeq, a predicted model, not a curated record
UUACAAAGGUGAAGUAUGUCCCUUCACGGCUGCCCUAGUUGAGAAGGCUAAGCCAGUAGCCAUAGCUUUACUUUCAGCUACCUACUAUGUUAGUCACUGGAGCCAAUUAUAGACAAAACAGCGAAAUUUGUCAACGAACACAUAAAGUUGGAGAAUGGUUGUGAAUCUCUGUCUUCCACAUUUCUAUACAACAGCUCAUUGUAACAAGCUGUGUGCAGAUGGCUAUGAUGUCACAAACCUUGUGUCAGCCGACCCUACUCUCCGGAACCGAGGUUUCAAGCUGGAGUACUUCCUGCGUCCACCUGUACAAGUGACAUUAAAGUUUGGCUUCCAGGUGGAGCUGUGCAGGGUGGAUGUGGAGCUGUGGCCUUGGGGUAUGGAUCGAGGACAGGCCUGCAAAAGACUGGAGAUCAGCACCAGCUCUGAUCAGCUUCCCUCCCAGAAUUCUGGUGAAGGCAGCAAACAGGUUCAAGAAAAGGAACAAAUGCAGAUGCAGGUGAAGGACCAGAAUAAACAGAACAAACAACAUGAGCAAAACAGUAGACCUAAAGGCCACCCGUGGAGUCUUCAGGCCCGACAUUGGGGCGAAGAAGCUCCAGAUGAGCCUAAACGAAAGGGCCGUGUGUUCAAGUGUCCCUCAAACACUGAAUCCAGUAAUUCCGAACCCGAGUUCAAACUGGUGGGUCGGUGCGAACUUAGGGAGGAGACCCGAAUCAGUUUCACACGUUCAAAUUGUAAUCCCCGCCCUCCAUUCCUCUCGCCACCUCCUCCACAACCUGCAAACUGCCGCCAAGAGGACCUAUGGAGCCGGGGUCUGCUCUCGCUAGGUGCUGUGACGCAGCUCCGUGUGACUGUGCCACUUGGCGGUGCGGCAUCUGCUCUAGGGCUCAAGGCUUUGGUCGUGUGGGGACAACCUGCCCGCUGCUGCCCUGCAGAGGAGGUGGAGAGGAUUAAAAGGGUCCAUACUGCCAGUGAAAGACGGCUGCCACGUCCUGUGUUGUUUGCCCCUUCGGUCAGCCAGAUGAAAGCACAGGUGCCAGCAGACACUCUGACAAAUGAUCUUUCCAUCCCAGAAGAGUUCCUUGACCCGAUAACCCAGGAGAUAAUGAUGCUGCCCAUGCUGCUGCCCAGUGGCAUGUCAGUGGACAAUUCGACUCUGGAGGAGCACCAGAAGAGAGAGGCCACUUGGGGUCGACCCCCAAACGACCCAUUCACCGGUGUCCCGUUUACUUCAACCUGCCAGCCUCUUCCUAACCCCCAGCUGAAAAGCCGCAUUGACCACUUCCUCCUGCAGAAAGGGAUGGCUGGGAGGGACGGCAUGUUGGGGGGACGAGGCGAGGGAGAGAAUCUGCAGGCCUCAAGACUUAUAACCUCCAAAGAGGAUAAUGGACUAUCCCAGAACUCUCCAUGUCUCAGUAAAAGCUCAACAAACAAUACUGUUGAUCAGUAUAAUGUCCACACCCGUAAGACAGACAGUACUACAAGAACAAAAGACUCUGGAUUUGGACAUUCAUCACAUAAUAGGAAUCACAUCAAAACAUCUAAUUCCUCUAAAACAGAUAAUAAAUCAGAGUUAGAGAGAAAAAAGAUACAAGAUCUAUGUAGAGAAUCAUCAGAUGGGCUGACAGCUGAGCAGCAACUACUACCUCAAACAAAAAGACCAAGAUUUGAUGCAGUUUCAUCAACAAGCAGCAGCUCUCACGAGCAGCGUUUGUCAGCCAGCCUGGAUGAGGCCCUCUUCUCUGCCCUGCAGGGACGACCCUCCUUCACCUCAAACUUGUCUAAAAAGUGUAAUGUUACUCCUGAGUCUGAACCAAAUAACUCCUCUCAGCACUGUCAGGCUACAGGCACUCCAGUAAUGCCAACAGGUGAGAAGACGACGUGCUCUGCGUGUUCCUGUUCGGUCUCCGUUUACUCUAAAUCUGCCUCAUCCAUCUACAGUCUCACCUGCGGUCACUUGAUCUGCCGUUCCUGCCUCCGGAGAGAAUCGCACCCACUGAACUCUGUUACUGUACUGACGUCCAAUUACGUCUCGUGUCCUGACUGCCAAAGCUCUACCCCACGCAGUGACAUCGUACGUGUACAUCACUGACCAAUGUCGUACGAGGAAAACCCACAUCGUCAUAGCCUGUGAAAAGAAGAGGAUGGUUCUCAAGGUGAAGAUGGGAUUAUAAUGCGGCUUUGAUGUCCAAGUGGUGGUGGUGGUGGUUGGGGGGGAGGGGGAUCCUACAAAUUCAUGUAUGUUCUGUGAUCUAUGAAUAACUUACUUAAUGAAAUUAUUCAUCACUUCUCUUCUCUGUUUGUUAUUCUGUAACAUUUUUGUGUAAUUUCUGAUUCACAGAAGAUAAAAGUACUUCAGACUAGCGAGGAAUUCUUUUUCUUUGUCCUGGUCUGCUACAUAAUCAGGGUAUGGAAGCCUCGUGGAUAGGUUAUUACUCACAGCAAAUAACGCAACAUAAAACUUACAUAAAGAAUGUUAAAAUGUUCUCUUCCACCCCCUCUCCCCAUCGUCGCCUUUUCAUCAAGCAUUGAAGUGAAGUUGCAGCCUUGGUUCUGCAGCCUUUGUACAAACCCUGGAUGUGUAGAUGUGUUGGCGGACACGAGUGCUGAGAGCAAGACGGCAGAAGGAUAAAAGUGGAAAUGGAGUUGACCCAAGGUUGUGUGGUCAUUGUUAAACAGAACACAGGGGUACUGCUCUUCUCCACUCCAUUUACCACUUUACAUUCUACUGUAUAGGUUGUUAUGUACUUUUAAUGUGGGCCAAACACUUAUUGAUAAGGACCUUUUGUGAUUGAGUACGUGCUUUUUUUUUUUUUUUAACGUUUAUGAUGUAUUAAUUUCUACAAUUGCACGUUUACCUCGCUGCAUUUAAACUGUUUUUUUAAAGGAGCAACACGUGUCUGAAUUUCUGUUUAAAACAAGCAAAACAGUUACUGAAAUCAUGAACAGAAUUUGAAGAAAUAACUGUUUUCACAUAUGAAAUCCUCCUUCCUCUUGGCGGUCCAGUGGUGUAAACAACACCAACACUAAGUAUGCUCAAGCUCUAAGUAUGGACCGCUAGCUGAACUGAUGACAUGCUAACGGUAGCUACAGUUAGCAAGAUGCCCCUUAGUUGUUUGGACUAUGAAUUCAACAAGUGGCUGACUCUUGCAUAUUACAUCUAUUUAAAGUAACUCCACCCAAGUUUACAGGUCUAAGGUCUAAGUGCUACUGCAUAUGUAAAAAAAACAAGUAUAAAGCCUUUUUUGGCUCCAGAGGAAGCUGCAUGUGAGUAAUGUAGGUUCCAUGUUUUUAAACACGCUCUAUUACACUUGAGAUGGAGAGUUAAUAAAUAACCAAAAUCAAUACAGCAGAGAUUUUGUUUAUCCUCUGGAUAUCUGUAUAAUUUGAUUUCCUUUACUUAAGACUAUCGUCCCUUUAAGGUUCUUUUAGGAAAUAAAUAUGUGCACAAUGUUUCAGAGUUCACUUGUUCACAUUUUUGGUUAUAUAUGGCUGACGGUUAUACUUGUUAUGCCUCUCUUUGUGUGCACAAAAGGGUUAAACAGACUGAAGUCGGCAACAACAGUGUUCAAUAAUCACAAACAGUGUGAUUUAUACGUCGGUUUCCCUGACAGCAUUUAGCUUAACCAAGGUCAUGAUCCUAUAUCCGCUCAGCGAGCAAACACAGGAAUAAGUUGUUCUGAAUGUGAAAUAGAGGCAGCAGCUUCACUGUUACAGUAAGAGUGGUAGAUAAAGAACUUAAAUGAAAUCAGGCUGUGUUGGAGGGGAUUAUUUUUCAAAUGUUAGGUCUUGCUUUCAAAUGUAUAACAAGGGACAAAACACCGGCUUAAUGCAUAUAUGUACUGUUUGACACUGUUCGACAACAUUACAGGUGCAGAUCAGCUAUAAUAUUCCAAUAUGUCUUUAUUAUUGUCGCUAUUUUGUGAGACGUACUCUUGUGCUGUUUCCCUCUGUACUGCUGUGUUACCUGCAAAUUUCUCCCAAGGGGCAUCAAUAAAGGGACAUUUUAUCUUAUCAAUACAAUU